Elaeis guineensis (African oil palm) is the source of this 1230-nucleotide messenger RNA. RefSeq lists its product as uncharacterized. Lineage: Eukaryota; Viridiplantae; Streptophyta; Magnoliopsida; Arecales; Arecaceae. The record is from RefSeq and is a predicted model, not a curated record.
CGGCCCCCCUUCCCUUUCUCCCCCUGGGUUCACUUCACAUUCCUGUGAACCGCCGCGAGAGGUUACCAUCACCGUCACCGAAAUGGGGAAGAGAGGCAAAAAAAUGGAGGUCGAAGGCGAGGGAGAAGAACGAAACCCUAGUUCCAAUGGAGAAGCCGAGCAUCGCCAUGGCCUCAAGGACAAGAACGAGGAGAAAGAGAAGGAGGGCAGUUUCUUGCUGGGCUCGCCGACGUUCGUGGAGAUCGGGAAUGGGCGAUUCCGGUGCGUGGAGACGGGCCACGAGCUGCUCGCCAGGGAUAAGGACUCGUACGCCCGGUCCAAGGCCUGCCGGCUCGCCCUUAUCGAUGCUGCCAUCGUCCAGAAGAAGCCCCCGCUCAAUAUGUUCCAACCCCAUCCUCUCUCCAAGUCACAGCUGGUUUGCAAGAUGACAGGAGACACAGUCAAUAAAACGGAGGAGCACAUCUGGAAGCAUAUUAAUGGAAGAAGAUUUCAGAACAAACUAGAACAAAAGGAAGUGGAAAAGCUGGCCUCAGCUGAAGUAGUGGAAAAAGAUGCAAAACAAUCAAAGAAGUCAUCAAAAUCAAGCACAAAAGCAACGAAAAGGGAUCAGAAGAAAAAGGAUGGUGAGAAUGCUCCUCCGACAAGGAAAAGCAAUGCAAACAACAGUGAUUCAGAAGAGCCUGAUUUCUGGGUCCCUCCUAUUGGAAGUCGUUGGGAUUUUGAUGAUGGAAGAGAUCGCUGGGAAUCUUGUACAAGCUCAAGCCUUGAAACAGGUGAUGGCACUGGUUUAGAUAAAGUGAAGGAAAAGGAUGAUCCUGAAUCAGGGGAACUCACCAUGCAGACAAAGCGUAUGUCAAUAGCUGUGGGCCCAAGCAGCUUUGCUUCAAGGAAAAAGAAGAUUAAGAAGGCAUCUGCAAACCCUCAGAAUGAUAACUAAAAUAUAAAGAGGUUGUUCACUGAGAUCAAUCAUUCAUGGGUCAUCAAAUCACCUAGAUUGUUCGAGCUUGUCAGGUGUUUAUCAGAUAUGAAUUGAAACUUAUAUAUAGAUUGAUCAAUGGUAAACUAGUUGUUGUUGCAUUAUUACAGGCCAUUUUGCUUGACUGAUUUUCUUAUCUAUAUGAAUCCCUCAAGUAUAAAAACUUUCUAAGAGAUGGAACCAUAUGUAUUAUUAGUGAUGAUGCAUCUCCAACUGCAUUUGAUCAGUUAUCAAAUGAUCCAUAUUCAACUUGA